CAGCUUGUAUAUAAUAUAUUGGAAUAUAGUGGUAUUAAUACACGACGAAGUAAUCUAUUUGAUCGAGAAGCAGUUGCAAAAAUAACUAAAAAGCUAUUUAAAGGACUAAGUGGGGUGGAUAACAUAUAUACACAACAUUGUCCUUUGAUAAAUGAAACGUUAGAGGAUUUAAUAAAAGGAAGAUUAAGUACACAUAUAUUUCCGUAUCUUGGUAAUAUGAUAAUGUCACGAAGGCCUCAGGAUAUUAUAGUAUUUAUGAUCGGAGGUACAACUUACGAAGAAAGUUUAGCAAUUUAUAAUCUAAACAAGCAAAAUCAAGGUAUAAAAAUUAUUUUAGGUGGUACUACUAUUCAUAAUUUUAAAAGUUUUGCAGAAGAAGUACAUCAUGCUACUACAGGAAUUUUAAUGCGAUAUAAAAUUGGAAAAAAUUAAU
Harpegnathos saltator (Jerdon's jumping ant) is the source of this 433-nucleotide messenger RNA. RefSeq names its product vacuolar protein sorting-associated protein 45. The coding region runs from base 217 to 432 and encodes 71 amino acids. The transcript has 2 exons. The record is from RefSeq and is a predicted model, not a curated record. NCBI's taxonomy places the organism in Eukaryota, Metazoa, Arthropoda, Insecta, Hymenoptera, Formicidae. Gene Ontology annotation, biological process: vesicle-mediated transport.